Molecule: messenger RNA, 3480 nt
Organism: Sporothrix brasiliensis 5110
Lineage: Eukaryota; Fungi; Ascomycota; Sordariomycetes; Ophiostomatales; Ophiostomataceae
Product: iq calmodulin-binding protein motif domain containing protein
Exons: 1
Coding region: 1-3480 (1159 amino acids)
Source: RefSeq, a predicted model, not a curated record
AUGGACGACUCGGCCAACAUUUCCGGACCGACCAACAACGACCUUGUGCCGCUCGCCAUGAACGAGACCGAGAUCGACGAGGAUCACAUGGCCGACAGCUCCUCUCCUCCAGAUACUCCUCCCGCGCGCAUAUACACACCACCGCCGCAUAUUGCGGCGCGUUUCUACCGGCCUUCGGCCCAGGCGCGCCGUAAAAGCUCAGCCGCAUCCUCGCGGCGAAACUCGAUUUCAUCCAACCAUUCGCGAUCCUCACAUGGCUUCGGCUACCCCACAUCUUCUUCACCCACAAGCGGUGCACCCCAGAGCAAGCAUGUUGCACAACAUCUGCGGCGGGCGUCGAUUCUUGCCGACCGCAAGGCCCGCCUUGCCGAUCGCGCUGCCCAUGCCGAACAGGUGCGUCUGCGGGCAGCCAUGGCCAAGGCUGCUGUCCGAGACAUCUCUGUUAGCGAAGAACGCGCCCAGGCGGCAGCCCAGGCGCGCGAGAAGAAGCUCGAGGAGAUUGCCGCGGCAUGUGCUGAAGAGGUCAAGCGUGCCAAGGCCGUCGCCGAGACUAUGAAGGAGAAGCGAGAACAAGACCUGCUUCGUUUGCGGCAGCAGAUCAAGGACCGCUUGGAUGAGGCCGAGCGCCGCCGCGAAGAGUUGCGUCGUAACAACGCCGCAGGCCGCACACGCGCCCGUGGCCAGAGCAUCCCCAGUACCCGGAAGACGGUCGAAGUUAUGCCCCAGGUGGCCGAACUUAAGGAGACAGUGUCACCCGCAUCUGGCGAGAACAAUAGCAGCCCCUCCCGCGACACGCCCGCCCCCGCCCUUACCCCAGACGAAGCGGCCUACAAAAUUCUGCAUUGGUGGCGGCGGAGCCACCGCAGACGUGCCAUUGCUGAGUUUCAGCAGCUGGGGCUAGCUGUCGACAGCGUACGCAACACCUCCUUUGAUGAAGUUGUCCAGCUCUUGGCUCAGGACAAGGUGCUUAUGACGACUGGCAAAGUCUUACGCCUGUGUGGCAUCCAAGAAGGCAAGACAAGCUCAGUCAAGGAAAUCGUCGUUGUCCGUGCAUUUCUCAGCGCAUUCCUGAUUCUUGGCCAUCCAACACAAGUUCUGAGCAGCAAGGAAAGCCAAGAUGCCGUGACCAGUGGUCAAAGUAUAAAUUAUGCCCUGAACAGUGCCGCUGCACGUGGAAAUACUUCAUCGUCGACUACGAGCACAGGCACUAACUCCAACUCCAUCGCCAAUGGAGCUUCUCCGUCAGAGCCUGACGUCACAAAUCCGCAGCUACAAGACGUUGUUAGAAAAGCAAAGGAUUUGCUAGUUUGCUUCGAAACCAUUGUGAACCGCCUCACACCUGCCAAUAACUACACGCCCCCAUCCACUCUCGCAAGCGAGUUGAUUGAUUCCUACGACAGCUUCUACGAUGCUUUCAUUGCCUGGAAGGCGCGCGAUGCAUCGGCCCUGGUCGAUGUCAUGGUCAUGCAGUUUGUGGAGCUGGACGCCAUCUGGCAGACUGUCAAAGAUGGCACCGAUGCGUCCGUGUCCGACACCUACCGCCAGAGCAUCCAACAAAACCAGGUCUUGCUCCUAGUACGCAUCAAGAAAUUGGCUGGCGCCGAAGAGGGAAAGAAGAAGGUAUUUGCUGCCGUACAUAAGGCUCGCAAAGCCAAGGAGGAAGCCAACCGAAAGGCUGCGGCUACCUCUGCAAACAACCAUAUGCGGCCGCGUGAGGCACAUGACACCUCGAUCGAAACGGCGAUGGGUGAUCUCACGAGCGACGGCAAUAGCACUGCGGCCACUGGAACGACCGCAUCUGCCACAGGCGUUCAGCUCUCGCGCAAUGUGGGCCCCCUGGGCCGGGGCACUGCUUCAGGCGCCGUGAAUGAUGCUGCAAUAGCCGGUCUUUUACCCCAAACGAAGCCCUCAGCUGAGGCCAGAACAGGAGCAACGCUACGUGAUCUCCACCUUGAGCCUGCGGACGAAGUAUAUUCGAGCAGCCCGCUUCCGGAGAACCGGAUCGUGGUACACGAGCUCACACUCAACCGUGAAUAUGUACUUUCGGCGACGCAGUUCCAGAAGAAGCAGGAAGCUUGGAUGGCGCCAAUCGUCCAGCGCAUGCGCAAGACCAUGUCGGCCGACGACGGUCAAAUGAAGGAAGAACACUUCUACUACCUGCUCACAAUGGCCGACUGCAUCCGGUCGAAACUGGAGCGCUUGACCAUUCCCGGCAAAAAGAUGCACCAGUUCAUUGGUGAGCUGCUGGAUACCGAGGUGGCCCAGCGGCAGUUUGCAAAAGGGAGCUUCUCGUACGAGAAGUUCUUUUCUGCAGUUGGCGGACUGCUUCCUCAGCUCUGUGCCCCUUUCCGCGAUCCAGAGGUGAAGGACCUGAUUGACAACAAGCUCCAGGAGGGCGACUACGUCGACCGUCUCGUGGCCCUCAUGGCUUUCAUUGACCUGAUGUUGACCGAUCACAUCAACUUCAUGAUCAAAAUGGCAGCACCUGAGCUAAUUGCGUCUAGUACGCAGUACGAGCAACGCCGCUUCGCCUCUCUCGUCAGUGGUAAUAACAAUGUCGACGUUACUAAUAUCUCCGGGAUUGCGGCCACCAUCUCGGUCGGGGACAAGCUGCCAGCCUCGGCGGCUGCAUGGAUGGUGGCGCGCAACAAAGUGGUCGCCGAAGUCGCCAAGCGUGACGCGGAGGGCAUUAACCAUCCGCGGUCCCGGCCAAAACUAGACCAGUUCUACGCACAAAUGCUGGUGGACGUAUUCACGCAACUCGGCCCCAUCCCGCUACGUGAGAUGCCCGAGAUGCUGCGCCUCGACCACGAGCGUGCACAGAAAUGGGGUGCCAUGACUCGGCGCAUUGUGACCGCGGGUGCGGUGCUCCUGCAGUGCAAGAACCUGCUCAAGCGCGACGUGCGCCUACCCUGGAAGACGGAGGCGUUCCGCGUCAUGGCUGUCCUGGAGAAGGCGGAGAAUGACGCUGCCCAGGAACAGCAAGUCCCGAAGGACCAAAAGGAGCAGAAGACGCUCAAUACACUCAACUCCACCACCGUGAUCGACGGCGUGAUGGCGGCCCUCGAGUCCGGCCGGUCCAUGCCUGCUUCUACAAAGGCACAGCUGCGCACGAUUGUCGAGCGCACCAUGGCAGCCAGUGCCGAAGCAGCUGUGGCACGCAUCAGCCCCGAGGCUGGCGGCGGUGAUGCGAUACCCCAGGAACCCGUGCUCCGUCUGCUAUUGCACCGCCUGCGCGGCUACCUUGUUGCCCGCCUUGCUGCUAUCUCUUCGGCCGAGCGUACGCGCCAGACCAGCGCCGCAGGCGACCGUCUGACCGGCCUCGGCUUAGCCGAGUUUGUCGACCGCCUACGCGAGAUGAUGGAGGAACUGACGCGCAUCAGCACUGUUGACCGUGAGACUCACGGCGCCUUCUGGGAGGCCGUUUCUUCGCAUAUCGAGAGCGAGGCUGCGGCGACGUCGGUGAGCCCUCGGAGCUAG